AUGACGGUACAGAUGGGCUUACAGAGAUUAGGCCAGUUAUCCAACAUCGUUCGCGUCUCGGGUCUUAAUAAUGUCGAGAAACGCAGCGGUAAUGGCCGGCAGUCCACUGCCACCUUCGAUGAAGACUUUAUACUCGAGCUUUCCGACUCUAUUCGAGAAAGUCUCGAUAGAGGGGAGAUUGGGCCGCGAUGGGAAGAAGCCAUGGGGUUUCUGGCCGCGGCGCUCCGAGACGAGGCUAACAAGGAACCCCUAAUGGAUCUCGCGACUAUCGAGAGAGGUCGUCUCGAUAGGCUCGUCGCCGAUAUCACUGACCCCGAUAAACGACCUAUGGACGAACCUGAAAGAUACGCAAGGGACGUGAGGCUAGCAGAACGUCUCGAAUGGCGAUGGAGGUCUCGGUUCCGGGAACACUACUUCAGCAUCCAAAGUUCCCGAUAUCUCAAGCUCCCAAAGACGGGUAGACUCAGAGGGGUGGAGAGAGAUUUCGGGAUCAACAACCCUGGCGAGGAAUGGAGGAUCAAAGAUAUCACGACACUGCAAGCAAUCGAUAGAGACGCGGCAUUCAAGCCAGGGCAUUGGUGGCUGAAUCUGGCCUGCGCUCAACGAGAUGGCAUCGUUGACAACCCACGCGAGACACCCACUGUAGGGCAUCUCGGCGGUGAUACGCUGCCACUUCUUACAGGGGAAGAGUUCGAGGACCCUGUACUGAAGGAUACAACCACUUAUAUCAGAAACGGUGGCCUGGCAGAUAUGCACGUAUCGCUCAUAACCAAAGUCGGCACCAUUAUGCGUGUCCUGCGUGGACACAACCUCAACAGCCCAUUUGCCCCAAGAUACGGUGUUCGAUACGAUGGAUUAUACAAACUGGCACAAUACGGACAGAGAUUCUAUGAGAAGAUGAAGACGGACCGCAUGUUUCUAAUACUGGAGAGAGUCAAAACGCAACCGCCGAUAGAAGACUUCGAGAUGGUCCCACGACCCUCGCAAAUAGACGACUGGGGCCUCUAUUCGCAGUACGCCGAGGAGCAGGUCAAGAAGAGGUUGGGCGACAAGGGCUUCCUGAACUAG
This is a messenger RNA of Fusarium falciforme, 1068 nucleotides long. RefSeq lists its product as hypothetical. Lineage: Eukaryota; Fungi; Ascomycota; Sordariomycetes; Hypocreales; Nectriaceae. The record is from RefSeq and is a predicted model, not a curated record. Bases 1 to 1068 code for a protein of 355 amino acids. The transcript has 3 exons.